Molecule: messenger RNA, 1614 nt
Organism: Ramularia collo-cygni
Lineage: Eukaryota; Fungi; Ascomycota; Dothideomycetes; Mycosphaerellales; Mycosphaerellaceae
Product: related to amidase
Exons: 3
Coding region: 1-1614 (537 amino acids)
Molecular function (GO): catalytic activity
Source: RefSeq, a predicted model, not a curated record
AUGUCUGUUCUCUCGUUGGAACCAAAUACGGAGAGCCCGGUCACAGUCGAUGUGCUUGAUGGAAUAUGCGAGGAAUUGGGUGUCAGGAUCAAGAAUGAGGAGAAGGAAGAAUAUAGGAAGCUGCUGGCAGUCUUUCAUGACAGUGCAGCGGAGCUCAUGGCAAUGCCCGACUACGUCCCAUUCACUGACAUGAAGCGGUUCCCUCGGAACAACAUCCGAUGGUCAGAGCCAUCGGAAAACCCCCAUGGUGCUUGGGCGUGGCGAUGUAGUGUUCAAGACACAAAUCCCAACGAUGGCCUUCUCGCGGGCAAGACGAUUGCUUUGAAAGAUAACAUCAGUGUAAAGGAUGUGCCAUCACUCAUGGGAACUGAAUUUGUCACUGGUUUCGUCCCAGACCUGGACGCGACUGUCACUACGCGGAUCUUGCAGGCUGGAGGACAUAUCACAGGUAAAGCCGUUUGCGAAAAUCUUUGUCACUCUGCCACAAGUCAUUCAUCAGGUACUGGAGUCGUGGAUAAUCCAUACGCAAAGGGCUAUAGUGCUGGUGGUAGUAGCAGUGGCUCGGGAGUUCUAGUAGCGUUGGGAGAGGUUGACAUGAGCAUCGGUGCCGAUCAAGGCGGAAGUGUGAGGAUACCCAGCACGCACUGCGGCAUCGUUGGUCUCAAACCUACGUUUGGACUAAUACCAUAUACUGGCUGUGRCUCGAACGAAGCUACAAAUGAUCAUCUAGGACCUAUGACUACCACGGUGCUGGACAAUGCACUUCUCCUCCAAGCCGUAGCCGGUUCUGACAAUAUUGACGAUCGCAGUUUCGCGGCCGGCUCGCCCGAAAAGCUGCCCAGAUACUAUCAAGCCUUGGAAGCACUCAAGAACCCACAGAAUCUCAACGGAAUCAAGAUUGGCAUCAUUGAGGAAAGCCUCAAGCUCUCCGUAUUGGAUCCACGAGUCAAGACCUGCUUCGACACAGCAGUUCAAAGCUUUCGUAAACUCGGAGCCACAGUCUCCUCGAUCUCCAUCCCAAUCCAUAGUAAAGGCCCGGCAAUCUGGACCGGCGUUUCGAAAGUAGGAGGCUACCUCACCAAAGUGAAUGGAUACAAUGGACGACGAGGCCACGCCAUGGUCGAUUUAAACUCGCUCUUCGCAAAAGCUUUGCACUCUCCGCAACAAUGGGACAAGGCUUACGUUGCCACCAAGAACAUCUACAUCAACGGAGCAUACGCGGAGCAGCAGUUCCCAGGGCUGCAUGCUAAAUCCACCAACCUUUCCCGCCAGUUACGUGAUGCUUAUGAUGAGGCGCUGGAGGAGUUUGACGUGCUGCUCACGCCGACACUACCUUAUGUAGCGACAAGUCAUUGCUCGCCAGAUGCGACUCCUUUAGAGCAGAUCAAGAAGCAAGUUGGUUUGGUGAGCAAUACUUGUCAAUUCAAUCAAACUGGACAUCCAGCUUUGGCUAUGCCUAUUGGAAGACUGUCUCCCACUGAAGGACCGCUGGCGGGUAGGGAGGAUGUCAAGUUGCCUGUGGGAAUGCAAAUUGUUGGGAAAUGGUGGGCUGAGGAAAUGGUGUAUCGGGUUGGGUACGCUUGGGAGAUGGCCAAUGAUUGGAAGAGGAUGUAA